Molecule: messenger RNA, 810 nt
Organism: Durusdinium trenchii
Lineage: Eukaryota; Dinophyceae; Suessiales; Symbiodiniaceae
Source: the annotation of a GenBank genome assembly
UUUGGCCACUAUGUGACGGCCUGCUUACGUUCUGACUUCUAACAGAUGAGCUUGGAGCUAUGGCAGAUGAUGAUUUGGCCAAGGCCAUUGCAUUAUCCAUGCAAGAAACCAACACUUCGCGGCUGGUGCGGCACGAGAUCCCAGCGGACAACUCAUGCCUUUUCAAUUCGGUGGCCUACGCGCUGAAUGAUAGCGGCGACGACAAAGCCUCGGAGCUGCGGGGCAUGGUGGCGGGACUGGUGCUCUCUGACCCAGAAACGUGGACAGAGGCCAUGUUGGGAAAGCCACCGGAAGAGUACGCAGAUUGGAUACAGGAUAGCGAGCAUUGGGGCGGUGGCAUCGAGCUGGCCAUUUUGGCGACGUCCCACGAGAUGGAGAUUGCGGCCGUAGACAUCCAGACACUGCGGGUGAGCGUGUUCGGCGAAGGUCAAGGCUUCCGCCGGCGUGCCCUGUUGAUCUACGACGGCAUUCACUAUGAUGUGCUGGUGCGCCGUGGCCCCUCAGGAGAGGAAAGGCUCUUCGGGGUCGAUGACCUGGCAGCCGUUGAGGAAGCAAAGGCAGUAGCCAAGGAGGCGCAAAUAGCUCGUGCCUUGGCUGGACAUCGCAUGACCAAUGCGGUGCUCAGAUCUUUUUGAAUAGAUUAGUUGGCGCACAACCAUGAUGGUUGUGUUCUCGAAGUCAUUAAUAAGCUUUCCUGAUGUUGAACAGCGCCAGACUAGACACGGCUGGAAGGAGAAGCCCGAUAUCAAGACUUGGAAGUUGCCAAUGCUGCAAAACACAUUUUUUGGCAAAAUUCAAAGGAGACAGACA